Messenger RNA from Eruca vesicaria subsp. sativa (arugula), 548 nucleotides. Lineage: Eukaryota; Viridiplantae; Streptophyta; Magnoliopsida; Brassicales; Brassicaceae. The record is from the annotation of a GenBank genome assembly.
AAAAAACAGAGACGACUCUUUGUCAAUUGUCAUCAGACCAAAACUCAAAGUUUCAAACCAUAAAGCCUAGCCACCAUGGAGAAUUCUUACAAAGAAAUGGAACCAACAGCCGCGUCUGGAAACGGCCGAGACGCAGUUGUGGUGAAAGGUUACAGUUUCGACGAUUCAGCCGCUGAUCAGUCAAACGAUUACCAGAUGAAGAUAAAGAAAAGCAAAAGCGCUUCAAACGCGGCGUCAAGAAGCUGGAGUUUCAGCGAUCCAGAGACGCGUAGGAAGAGAAGAGUCGCUGGCUAUAAGGUUUACUCAGUUGAACAGAAGAUGAAAGGAUCCAUCAGAAAAAGCUUCAAAUGGUUCAAAGAUGUUAUCGGUAUUUCUUGAAAGUAUGUUCUCUCCCAUGCUUUCUUUCUCAAUAUUAUAUAUUAUGUAAAACUCAAAAUCAAUGAAUCUCUUCUUGCUGAGUGUUAAAUAUCUCUUGUAAUUGAUCAUAUUAUGAUAUAGUCUUUGAAUGAGACAGAUGAUAAAUGAAUAUGACCAUACAUCUAAAAACG